CAGCCACCCGCCCAUGGACGCCCGGACCAUGGCUGCCAAGGGACCCGGCUCCCGCACCCGGCUCUGGGCGGCGGCGCUGCUCCUGCUCGGCCUGCCAGGGCUCUCCGUGCGGGCGGAGGGGAAGCUCUUUGUGCUGGAGUCUCAGAAUGGCUCUCAGGGCCUGGAACUAGAGGCCGCUCGGCUUUCCUGCAAGAGCAGAGGCGCUCACCUGGUGUCUGCAGACGAGCUGCGGAGGGUGGUGCAGGACUGUGCUUUCUCCGUGUGCACCACGGGCUGGCUGGCGGACGGCAGCCUGGGGACAACCAUGUGUAGCAAGGGGAGUGGUGAACAGCAAAUCAUGAGAGCUGUCGAUGUGAGAAUUGAAAGCAACCCAGUUCCUGGUGGCACAUACAAUGCCCUGUGUAUUAAGGAUGAAGAGAAGCCGUGUGGAGACCCACCUUCCUUCCCACACACCAUCCUGCAGGGCCACACGGGCUUGGAGAUGGGAGAUGAGCUGCUGUACCUUUGUGCCCCCGGCCACGUGACGGGCCGGCGCGAAACAGCCUUCACCUUGCUGUGCAACAGCUGCGGGGAGUGGUAUGGCCUGGUCCAGGCCUGCGGGAAAGACGAGGGUGAGGUACAUAUUGACUAUGAAGAUAAUUUUCCUGAUGACAGAUCUGUGUCAUUCAGAGAGCUCAUGGAGGAUUCCCGGACAGAGGCAGAGGAGGACAGGGGUCAGGGAGAAGCCUCUGAGGAGGCUCCAAAGCAGGACCAUCUGGUCUCUAUUUCUGUGGGGAGAGAAGACACAGCCCAGCCUACAGCUUUUGCACCAACCACAGGUUUGCCCAGCUCUGGGAGCGGUGUCCCCACAGACCUGCCAGGAUCCCAACAAAACCAGAAGUACAUAUUCUGGUUUCCUGAUGAGACCUUCCACAAGCCUGAGUUGGAAAAGGAGAUGGACGAGGACACCAAAAAGCAGUUUCCUGCUGGAGACAACCACAGUGGCACCACAUUGGCCCCAGGUGAGCCAGAAACUAGGGUCAUCUACAGCAGCACUGAUGAUCCCUUGGGGCCAUUUGUGGGCAGAAAUGACAGCAAGGCAGGUGACCCAAUGGUGAGCAGCAGCGACGAGUCCUGGUUAGAUGGCUACCCUGUGACCGAUGGGGCUUGGAGGAAGACAGAGGCAGAAGAGGAGGAAGAGGAGGACAAGGGCAAUCGAUCAGUAGGGCUGGAAGAAACCAUCCUAGUUACACCCAAUCAGCCUGCUCUUGUGGAAGUUAAGAAGCCCGGGAGUACCACCCUCACACUCAGUGAGGACACAACCCACCGUUCAGUUCUUCCAACUCAAACUCUAGAUGUAGAAGCUUUGGCUGUCAGACCCAUGAGUGUGUCUGAAACUGUGAGUCCCAGCAAGGCGGAUGGUGACUUGACCAGGGACCAGUCAACUGUUCCUUGGAGAUAUGCCACAGAGAAGCCUCCCAUGUCCACCCUACCCUAUGAGCUCACCAGCUCUAUCCUGGAGACGGUGACAACCGCCAUCCAAAAGACUUCGAACCUCAUUCCCUCAACUGUCAUGGCGGCCACCCAGACUCCAAUGGAAAUCACUGCCCCUGAGGUCCAGGAUACCUUUCCAUACCUGCUCUCUGAGGACUUCCUGGGACAGGAAGUCCCCGGCCCAGGUGCAAGCGAGGAGCUUCUUCCAACCUUGGAGCCCUGCGUAGGGGAUAAGUGUCCCAGCCUCAGCAGAGGCCCCAUCAUUGCCACCAUUGUCACGGUCCUGUGCCUGCUGCUGUUCCUGGCAGGCAUGGGGGCCGUGUGGGGUUACCGCAGGUGCCAGCACAAGACCUCCGUGUACAAGCUGAAUGUUGGCCAGCGGCAGGUUGGUCACUACCACCAGCAGAUUGAGAUGGAGAAGGUCUAGCCACCUUGGGGGGCUCACCCGAAGCCCCUUGAGAGGAAGAUAAACUGUGACAUAUCACAUUGAGAAACACUGACAAUUCA
Physeter macrocephalus (sperm whale) is the source of this 1980-nucleotide messenger RNA. RefSeq names its product sushi domain containing 5 (gene SUSD5). The record is from RefSeq and is a predicted model, not a curated record. Gene Ontology annotation, molecular function: hyaluronic acid binding. The transcript has 5 exons. The coding region runs from base 14 to 1900 and encodes 628 amino acids. Lineage: Eukaryota; Metazoa; Chordata; Mammalia; Artiodactyla; Physeteridae. Gene Ontology annotation, biological process: Notch signaling pathway; cell adhesion.